Suillus discolor is the source of this 1545-nucleotide messenger RNA. RefSeq lists its product as uncharacterized. The transcript has 3 exons. NCBI's taxonomy places the organism in Eukaryota, Fungi, Basidiomycota, Agaricomycetes, Boletales, Suillaceae. The record is from RefSeq and is a predicted model, not a curated record. The coding region runs from base 1 to 1545 and encodes 514 amino acids.
AUGACCACAGAGUACAAGCAGCUUCGAUUAUCUAUUAUGAAGCAUGCAGACCUCCCGAUGGGGCAUAUCACAGACAUAGUGGCGAUGUACUUCCGUUAUGUCAUGUUAUCCCAUCGAUGGGGUGAGAACGAGCCGCUGUUGCAUGACAUCCAAGACAAGAUCGUGUACAAGCUGAAUGCAGCCGGUCUCAUCAAGUUGCAGUCAUUUUGCAAAGUUGUUCUUCAAGCAGGAUUUCACUGGGCCUGGGUUGACACGUGCUGCAUCGAUCAGAAAAACCAUGUCGAGCUCCAAAAAUCACUCAACUCCGCAUUUGCCUGGUAUCACAAUUCUGCGCUCACGGUCGUCUACCUCUCGGAUGUUCCGUCUUCGUCCAAGGCUGGCGCACUGGCUAAGAGCGCCUGGAACACCCGAGGAUGGACUGUUCCGGAAUUCCUCGCUCCUAAAGUCAUUCACUUCUACCAACAGGAUUGGACUCCAUACCUCGAUAAUCUCUCUUUCAACCAUAAGGAGUCUGUGGAGAUCAUGCACGAAUUGGAGGAUGCGACAGGCAUAGAUGCAUGCACUCUUGUUGCCUUUCAACCAGGCAUGAAAGAUGCCCGAGAGAAGUUACAAUGGGCGUCUACGCGUGUCACCACUGUGCCAGAAGACAUUGCAUACUCAUUGUUUGGUAUCUUUGGCAUCCAGUUACCCAUCCUUUAUGGCGAAAAUGCGCAAAAUGCACUCGGGCGACUCCUGCAAGAGAUCGUGGCUCGUUCAUGGGACAUCACUAUCCUGGACUGGGUUGGACAACCAUCCAAGUUCAAUAGUUGUCUUCCAGCCGACAUCACCGCAUACGCAGCUCCGCCAUGUGUCCUACCAUAUUUAUCUGAAGAUGAGAUCCAGACCGCAGUUUCUUCGCUACGACACACUGUAGCUAUGGAUAAAGCUUUGAAACUUUACAACCAGCUUAACAACAUGAGCUAUCCUGGCUUUGCAAAUUGCAGGCUGCGCGGAGGCCUGGUGCAGCCGAAGGGACAUUGUUCUCAUACGGAGUCAAAGCAGACACUUGAUGAUCUGCUGAUCACCACCGAAGAGAGGCUUGCUCAAUUUUCGCGGCUCAGACCAACUCAACAAACAUUCUUACUUGUCUGCCCUUGGGAUCGUCGCCUCCUCGAGCUGCCCGACUUCACAGAUUCGGACGAUACACAAAGCCCAGGAGGUUGGUCUGAGCUCGAGUCUCUUGACAGCUCGCCUGGAGAAGAGGAAUUGACUAAUUCGGAAUCUUACUCACAAGCAUUGCGAUUGAUCGCUCGCCUCGGACAGCCGUUUGAUGCUUUUUUGCUGGCCCAGCAGCGCAGUGGAGCAUACAAAAGGAUCACAUCAGAUUGUGAUAUCAUUGCUCAAGUCAAAGACAUGACCUCUGUGCACAGCAUGAUGGACAUCAGGGGCCAGUCAUCCGUAACACCUACACCAGCCCCUGCUCUGCUAGACUCCCGACGUGGCAGCACACCGCCUGUACUUAGAAAGACAGCGGUCUGGACCGCUGUGACACCGCCCCUGGCCUAG